This is a messenger RNA of Bursaphelenchus xylophilus (pine wood nematode), 1341 nucleotides long. Lineage: Eukaryota; Metazoa; Nematoda; Chromadorea; Rhabditida; Aphelenchoididae. The record is from the annotation of a GenBank genome assembly.
AUGACUUCGUCUUGGCUUAGCAGAUUGACUCUAUUAAUAGGGUGUGUAGGUAAGUAUACCAUUUAAAAUCUGAGACUUAUGAUAGUUGCGCAACAAGCUCCAUGCCCUCCUGGAUGGACAUAUAAAUCGCAUACCAAUCAAUGCUAUCUUCUGUCUUCCAUCAAUUUACCCUACAACGAGGCCGUUGAAUACUGUAAAAAAGACGGUGGCAGUUUAGUUUCGUUGAAAACUCAAGAUGAGUAUGAUUACGUCAGAGGUAAAAAGCAUUUAUUUAGGCCCUAUUUCUUCAGAACUAUACAAUAACAACACAAAAGGCUUUUAUCCCCCAUGGAUUGGACUUAAGAGAGACAGUAGAUGGUAUUCCCCUGUUUGGAGAUGGUCUGAUGGAUUUGUUGCCUACUUUACAAAAUGGCUGAAAGAAGAACCGACCAAGACUGCGGACAAUGCUUGUGUCGCCUGGAGAACAAUCGAGAACCAUGGUUGGAAGACUUUGGGAUGCAAAUAUGCUCAGAGAUUCAUCUGCAAACAAGCCUCUGCAAAGUGGGUAAAAUAACUUUAAACAUGAAAUUUUAUUUCAGCUGUCCGACAAGAAAUUAUGAGCGCCCUGAAGGAGUCUUGAGCUCCCCAAACUUUCCAACUAACUACCCCAACAAUCUGAACUGCUUCUAUCACAUUAAAGUGAAACCAGGAUACAGAAUCAAACUGGAAUUCCAUGACUUCUAUACCGAGAAUUACUUUGACAAGGUCGUGUUGUAUGACGACUAUAACGGAAACCUUACCAACAAGAUUGAUACGUAGGUAAUGGCUGAAGGAAUACACUCGUUUUAGUAUCUACGGCACCUAUCUCUUCAAGAAAAUAUACGAAUCGUCUGAAAAUGUGUUAACAUUGAACUUUAUAACAGAUCACAUUAUCACUCGCCAGGGUUGGAAUGCUACUUAUACAUCAGUGUAAGUCUAGGAACACGAAAUAACCUUCCCAUUAGACACAAAGAACCGACGCAAGAGCUUCACGACCCUACAGGCACCAUUACUAGUCCAAACUACCCCAAGAACUAUCCUAAUGACAUUGAUCAGCUCUACUUGAUCAGCACUCUUCCCGACAAAGUUCUCAAUAUCACGAUCACCGACUUCAACCUCGAGAAAAACUAUGACUACUUGGCAAUCCAAGAUGGAAAAGACAUAAUUAAGAGCAAACAAUUAACAAGACUAACUGGAACAGAUGUUAAAACUCCCCUCUCUUUCCUUACUAGUCAAAAUUAUGCACUUGUCAGAUUUUUCACCGAUCCCAGCCUGAAUUAUCGAGGAUUCUCUCUCAACUACGAAGCGGUAGAAAAAUAUUAG